UCGGUUGGGUAUAACCAGGCCCGCCGACAGGGGGGGACAAACGGGUACGUUGUCCCGGGCCCUGGACUGGCCCUGGAAUGGGGGGGGCCCAUAACUGGACCCCCAUGAAGUUGGGAUUAAUCAUUGUAUGUAUACUUCAAAAUGUGUUGAUUUAGAGAAGAAAAGUGCUUUAUUUGCAUUCAUUUAAUGACUCCUAGAUUGUUUGCCUUCAUUGCCCUUGAAAAAACGGCCAAUAACCCCCUAUCACCCCUAUGCCAAAAUGGUUUGGUCUUUGGAGAAGAAAAAAGACGACAUCAUUCCAUUAGUGGUCAGUGCGCGAGUUGAUUCAACAUGCACAAGUCAGGAGCCCUGAAAAAAAAAGAAAGGCGAAAAAGAGAGGAAGAAGCCGAAAGCCUGAGGGGAUCUCUUUAUAAAUAUUUAUAAAUAUUUCAGAAAAGACUCAGGUGAUGCUGCAGCCGGUACCAGUAAAGGCAGCUGUGCAGCACAGCCAGUGUUAACAAACCCCAGGACUACUACUGCCACAAUGUUGAAAGCGGAAUAUGAAGCGGUAGUUAACCAUGGGAGGCUGAAGGGGAUCAUAAUGUGUGGAUAUCCCGCCAAAUAUGCUCUCAUCUUCCUUCUCCUCGCACUCUCUGUUUUCUUGUUCCUGCUGUGCAACAUUCCCACUCUCGAGAACCUGGGCUGGCAGACCAGCAGCCACACAGCCUUCCCCCAGAUGAGGUCCGCCCCUCCGUACCAAGCCAACACCUUCUGCAGCCACAUGGACCUGGAGCCCCCCACCCCCGACGAAGCCCUGGAGGAUCACUACCUCCUCAAAGCCAUCGCCUGGCCCAAGCUCCCCGCCCGCCCCGCCCCUGCGCCCCUUUACCAGACCAGCGACCCUGUGCACAGCCUGUUCACCAUCCUGCCCUCAAAGGGCCAGAAGGAGUGGCAUGUUGGGGACCAGCUGGAGGCCCUGGUCCAGAUGCACAACUUCCAGGGCAGUCCCAAGCGCUACGGCGGGGACUUCCUGGUGGCCCGGCUGCACUCCCCGAUGCUGGGGGCCGGGGUGGCGGGUAAGGUAGUGGAUCACCUCAACGGCUCCUACUCGGCACUGUUUCCCCUGCUGUGGGGGGGCUCGGCCCAGGUGCAGAUCACCAUGGUGCACUCCAGUGAGGCUGUGGCCGUGCUGCAGCGGCUCCGCGAGGAGCGGCCCAACCGGGUCUUCUUCAAGAGUCUGUUCCGCUCGGGCAAGCUGUCCGAGACCACCACGUGCAUCCCGUGCCUGCCGCCUGAUUCCGCGCAGCAGCCCCUGUGCAACUACACCAACCUCCACACAGGGGAGCCCUGGUACUGCUUGAAGCCUAAGCUGCUGAGCUGUGACACCAGGAUCAACCACGCCAUGGGUGGCUACGAGAAGCCCCUCUACACCAACCAAGAAGCGCUGCUAUUUCAGAGCCGUCUAAACCUCAAAGUUGUCAUCCCUGCGUCAGGACCUGAUCGUAUCAACGUGCUUCCUCAGAAGAUAGAUGAAACAGAGUUAGAAAACAGCACCAUCAAAGCAGAGCCGGACAAGUACACCCCUUCUGGCUAUUACUACCAAGGCACUUGGAGGCCUCUCUGUGGAACUUCUGUUCGCCAGUUUAACGACGCUUCGACCAUCACGCAGUGCCUUACUGGCAAGGUGAUCCAUAUGUACGGAGACUCCACGAUGAGGCAGUGGUUUGAGUACCUCAGCGCAUUCAUACCAGAUUUCAACCUGCACCGUUCAAAGAAGGUUGGCCCCUUGAUGGCGGUGGACUUUAAAAACAACAUCCUGAUGAACUACCGCUGUCACGGUCCACCCAUCAGAAUCCUCCCUGUCAGCACGAGCGAGCUACGCUACGUCGCCAAUGAGCUGGACGGCCUGGCCGGAGGCCCCGACACCGUGGUGGUCUUCAGCAUCUGGGCCCACUUCACAUCCUUCCCUAUUGAGGUCUACACACACCGCAUGUGGCACAUCUGCCAGGCGCUAGUACGGCUCCUGGACCGGGGCCCCGGAACCCUCGUGAUAAUCCGCUCUGCUAACUUUGUGGCCAUGGACCAGACGACGAGCAAGCACAGCAGCGACUGGUUCUCACUGCAGAUCGACAAGGUUCUCAGGACCAUGUUCAAGGGCCUGGGUGUUGUGUUUGUGGAUGCCUGGGAGAUGACCUUAGCCCAUCAUAGCCCCCACAACAUCCACCCGCCCCCGCCCAUCAUCAAGAACAUGGUGGAUCUCAUCCUGUCUCACGUUUGCCCUGACAAGAAGAAGAGCUGGGCUGAGAGUCUGUCGCGUUCACAUCUAGCGUUUUUUUAAAUCUGCCAGCGCUUGUUUUACAUUAUAUUCCUAUGGAGCAGAGCGUUUCUGGAAAAAGUCACGGCCGCUUUUUUAAACGCCUCUCCCAGCGUUUUUU
Gadus morhua (Atlantic cod) is the source of this 2414-nucleotide messenger RNA. Its product is annotated as NXPE family member 3-like. The transcript is spliced from 6 exons. The record is from RefSeq and is a predicted model, not a curated record. Lineage: Eukaryota; Metazoa; Chordata; Actinopteri; Gadiformes; Gadidae. Bases 524 to 2317 code for a protein of 597 amino acids.